GAGUCCGCAGGGAACAUGGAGGAGCUGCUGAGGCGGGAGUUGGGCUGCAGCUCCGUCAAGGCCACGGGCCACUCAGGGGGCGGGUGCAUUAGCCAGGGUCAGAGUUACGACACGGACAGAGGACGCGUGUUUGUGAAAGUGAACGGCCAGCCGGAGGCUAGGAGAAUGUUUGAAGGUGAGAUGGCCAGUUUAACUGCCAUCCUGAAAACAGACACAGUGAAAGUGCCCAAACCCAUCAAGGUCCUGGAUGCCCCGGGAGGCAGCAGUAUGCUCGUGAUGGAGCAUCUGGACAUGCGGUAUCUGAGCAGUCAUGCUGCCAAGCUUGGAGCCCAGCUAGCAGAUCUGCACCUAGAGAAUAAAAGGCGUGGAGAGACGCUGCAGAAGGAGGCCAGCAGAGUGGGGAGAGGAGGUGGGCAGGAGGAACGGCCCUUCGUAGACCAGUUUGGGUUUGACGUGGUGACGUGCUGUGGAUAUCUCCCCCAGGUGAAUGACUGGCAGAAGGACUGGGUCACAUUCUAUGCCCAGCAGCGCAUCCAGCCCCAGAUGGACAUGCUGGCGAAGGGGUCUGGGGACAGAGAUGCCCUCGAGCUCUGGUCUGCUCUGCAGUUGAAGAUCCCUGAUCUGUUCCUUGAUCUGGACAUCGUCCCAGCCCUGCUCCACGGAGACCUCUGGGGAGGAAACGUAGCAGAGGAUUCCUCUGGGCCCAUCAUCUUUGACCCCGCCUCCUUCUAUGGCCACUCGGAAUAUGAGCUGGCAAUAGCCGGCAUGUUUGGGGGCUUUAGUAGCACCUUCUACUCUGCCUACCACAACAAGAUCCCCAAGGCCCCCGGAUUUGAGAAGCGCCUGAAGUUGUAUCAGCUCUUCCACUAUUUGAACCACUGGAAUCAUUUCGGAUCAGGGUAUAGAGGGUCCUCCCUCAACAUCAUGAGGAACCUCAUCUAGUGAGCUUGCUCCGCUCCGGGGGGAGGCCUGUGCGAGGAGCCUGCCGGAGCCUUAGGUUCAGAUGUACCAGAUCCUAACCCUCUGGUUCCCCCACAGUCCUCUUCUUCAGGGGUUCUGUCCCAUUUCACACACCUGGAGAGGCUUCAGACCAACUUUCCAAGCCUUGGAAAGUAUGUAAUGUCUCAGAAGAGAGGUGUUGUCAUCCUAAAGCUGUACAUUUCGUUAGACUUCGUAGUUGGAUAAACCAUACUAGUAAUGUGAACAGAGGGACCUCGCAGUGUGGGGCCAUGUCAAACCAAACAACUGCCCCAAAGGUAGAGAAGGGAAGUGGCCGGUGCGCCAUGCACUGCUGCCGCGGGCACCUUCCACCAUCCCCUCCCGUCUCGCCUCCAGGAUGACGCUACUCGAUGGCUGAGUGUGGUCUAGGCACGAAGCCGUCUCACUAGGGACAUCUUACAGUGACCAUUCCCCAGACUGAGCACAUUCCCUUUGCUUCCUGCUCCGCAGGCUGAGCAGGUCUGGAGAUGAUUUGGGGAAUGGCCAAACUGCCAGCUUCCGGGGUGUCCUCAGUAGAUUCAGGAGCCACUGAAUCGACUUCACCCCCCUUUGCCUGCCGCUCUCUCAGCUUGCCGAGUGUCCUUCCUUUGCUUCAGGUUUGCUCGCACUAAGCCAGUGUUUCCCCCCUUCUCUUGCAGGGGUGAGGAACGGUCAUGAAUGGCAUUGAUGUUAACAUGCUUUUGUGCAAACUUUUCAGUGGUUUCUAUGAUGCAAGGCACCAUUUCCCUCAUUUAAACCAUAAUUCAGUGUUUUUCCUAGAUAUUUGCCAAGAAGCCUUUGUAAUGUGUUACUCUAAUAAAUUGUUUCUUAAAGAGCAAA
This is a messenger RNA of Myotis lucifugus (little brown bat), 1818 nucleotides long. RefSeq names its product fructosamine 3 kinase related protein (gene FN3KRP). NCBI's taxonomy places the organism in Eukaryota, Metazoa, Chordata, Mammalia, Chiroptera, Vespertilionidae. The transcript has 6 exons. Bases 16 to 942 code for a protein of 308 amino acids. The record is from RefSeq and is a predicted model, not a curated record.